ACCAACGCGUUCAGUUUACGGAAGUACAUGUGUGUGUGACUUUAAUCGUAUGUGUGGAACAGCCCGUAACAUAUGACUUGUACCUCUUUUCAUUUCGUACGUAGUUUAUUAUUCUAGUUGUGUGAUAGUGCUGGCUCUCCGUCGGAGCCAUGUUGUUUUUGGCUUGAGUGGAGUUGGGAUAAGUUCCGAGUCUUGAGAGAUCUACAAAAUUUACAGAGAACCGGGACCCUAUGGGAGAAAAUAACUAGGUUUCUGGAGCUUACAUAACUUUUUUAAUUGUGCUCUGAAUAAAAUAGACCUAGAAAUGAAAUCUGACUGCAGGUCGCGGUGAUUGAGUCAAUGAUUAGAUUGUAUUUGUACGAUUAUAUUUUUUCCCGCUGUGAUUUCGGGAUUUCAAGUGGAGACUAAGGAAAAUGAGCGGACAGCCGCUACAGCAGAGGAGAGAUCCUCAUGUGGGCUCCAGGCUGCUCUCAGGGCAGCAGAACGAUGCGCUGUUUGCUCACCUGGGCAGAAAAUGCACUACUCUGUCUUCUGCCGUGGUGCAGGUGUAUGCAGCAGAUGGAAGCUCAUCCUGGACAAAAAGAUGUUGUGGUGUGGCCUGUCUGGUGAAAGACACCCCUCAGCGAUCGUACUUUAUCAGAGUAUUUGAUAUCAAAGAUGGCAGAACCUUAUUUGACCAGGAAGUCUACACAGACUUUAAGAUGAACUGUUCCAAACCCUUCUUCAUGACCUUUGCAGGAGAUAUGUGUCAGAUUGGCCUCAACUUUGCUGAUGAGCAAGAGGCCAAACAAUUCAAAGUGAUGACCAAUGACCUGGUGACAAGCAGACAGAGGAAAACUGAAAAAAGAUCUGAGCCACCAAAUGGACCUACACUGCCGAUGGCGACGGUGGACAUCAGGAACCCUGAGAUCACCAGUGUCCGAUAUAACAAUUCUCAAGUCAGCAACAACCUCCCCAGCAACUUCAGAAAGGACAAGGGCAAAGGCAAAAGCAAAAAGAAGAAAAUCACAAAGUCUGAAAUUGGCACACCUAGCAACUUCCGGCAUAUUGGACAUGUAGGCUGGGAUCCUAACACAGGAUUUGAUGUUAAUAAUCUAGACCCAGAACUGAAGAGCCUGUUUGACACAUGUGGCAUUUCUGAAGCCCAGUUAAAAGACCGGGAGACAUCGAAGGUCAUCUACGAUUUUAUUGAGAAACAAGGAGGAGUGGAGGCUGUAAAGAAUGAGUUCCGAAGACAAGCCCCUCCCCCUCCACCCUCUCGAGGUGGUCCUCCUCCUCCACCUCCUGUCCAUAGCUCAAGUUCUCCUCCUCCACCCCCAUCUCGUGGACGAGGAGCUCCGCCUCCUCCACCUCCCUUCAGAGCUCCCACUUCUGCUCCUCCUCCUCCUCCUUCCAGACCAGGGAUGGGAGUUCCACCUCCUCCUCUUCCAACAAGAGGACCCCUGCCACCUUCACCUAUGCCUGCCUCCAUGGCUCCACAAGCACCACCACCUCCACCUCCCCCACCUUCUGCAGGAGGAACAGCUCCACCACCUCCUCCUCCUCCUCCUCCACCUCCGCUGGGACCACCUCCACUCAAUUCUGCUCUCCCAGGAUUGGGUUCAGAGGGAAGGUCUGCACUCCUGGAGCAGAUCAGAGAGGGAGCGGCAUUGAAGAAAGUCGAACAAGGGAACAAGACGAUAGUGGACAGUGGCAGUCGAGGUGCUCUUUUAGACCAAAUUCGACAGGGCAUUCAGCUGAAAACAGUAGCAGACAGCCCAGAGCCAGCCUCCCUGCCCCCUCCUGCCCCUUCAGCAGGAAUUGUGGGAGCUCUGAUGGAGGAAAUGCAGAAGAGAAGCAAAGCAAUUCAUUCUUCAGAUGAAGAUGAUGAUGAUGAUGACGACGAUGACUUUGAGGAUGAGGAGGAAUGGGAUGACUAACGGUGCUCUAUCCCUCCAACUAAUGAGUGUCUGAAAGGAAAACACUAAACUGGUUUCAGUCUCUAAAUCGUACUUAGAUUAUUGUUUAAAUGGUUCACAUUGCUUUUCUAUUAUAAUCUAUAUAAUACCUCAUUGAAAAUUUUCAACAUGAAAAGAUUUGUCAUGUUUUAUUUUACUUGAAGUUUCUUUAUCUUUAUCCUUUUCUUGUCAGAUUACUAUGUAAUUUUCAUCACGUUUUCUUAGCUUGUAGAGUUGAAUGUGUAUGGGUCCCCCCCGAUCCAUCUUCUCCAGAAGGGAAGUCAGAGGAACAAAUUAAAUGUUGGUAGCUGAAACAGCAACACUGUUUUCAUACAGUGUUCUUCUGUACCUCAUGUUUUCUAUAUUCAGAUUCUGUUGUGGUGUCAUUAUUUUCUUAAAAGCUUUAAGAUUUUAAAUACAUUAAAGUCUCAAUCUACGAUAUGAGCAGGAAGUAAUAUCUCAGCAAUCUGGGGGAGAAACUCAUCAUGCUUGAGGAUUUCUUGCAACAUGAGUUGCUUUAGCAGUUGUACUUUUUGGUUCUGGUUAUCUUUCCCUUUUUCAAAUCAACCAGACACAGAAAUAUUUUAUUUCUGAUAUUCUAAGAAUUUUUGUGGUUAUUUUAGUCAAAUUUAGUGUUCGUAUAUUUAAAAAAAGUCCGCUCAGCCUUAAAGUUUAAUUUGUCAUGCUAAUGACCUAUGUUGUGAUGCUUUACAAAUUCCUCAUAACAAUCCUUGUCAUGAAUCUGACUACAAGCUAAAUGCGUUCUUGUUCCUUUUUUUUUUGGUAUCAGGAAACUUCAAAACAUAGGAAACUGGAAGUGUUGAGAUUAGAUUUAUUAAACUGUGCACUCAAAUGUCAGUUUACACAGUGUGGGUUUUAUUUUUAUUUAUUUAUUUAUUUUAAAUCUUGUGUGUGCAACCAUUUUCUGUUCUGCACAAUCAAAAGUUUGGACACACCAAUUAAUUCAUAGGUUUUUCUGUAUUUUGACUAUUUUUCACAUUGUAAAACAACACUGAAGACAUCAAAACUAUUAAAUAACAUGGAAUUAUGUGGUAAGCAAAGUGUUUUUGAAAAAAAAAAUUUCAUAUUUUACAUUCUUCAAAGUAGCCACCGUUUACCUUUGACAGUUUUGCACUAUUGGCAUUUCUGAGCGCACACAAUCCCAGACUGUGGUGUGAGGGUCACUCUUCAGCACAACAAAGAGCCAAAGCAAAAAAAAGCCAAAACAAUGCUGGAGUGGUUUUGGGACAAGUAGCUGUAUGUCCAGAGUCCAUCGGCAUCACCAGACCCAUUUUACUGGGGCAUGUGCCCUAGUAUAUAUCUGCUGUGCCCCAGUAACACUUCCUGAUCACAUUUCAGAAAUAGUAAUGUCUUUGGCGCUACGUUAUAAAUGUAUAGGCCAAUGACCGAUGCAUCCAAAUCGCACCCAUUCGUCUCUGUUAAAUUGCUGGAGGAACACUCAUCACACAAUUAACAUCACGUGAAACUACACGACUUAAGCUUCCCAACAGUGGUACCCACUAGUUGCUGUGAUAAAUGGUUUGCAAUAAAAUUAACAUCAAUUAAUUCACAUAAAAUUUAAUCAUAUUCUGAAUACUGCGUCCAUCUCCACACCUGUUCUUGACAGCGCAGUAGCUCACUAACUCCUGAGUUUACGACAAGCCAUACAUCAAAAUAAACAGCAGUCCCUACCAUUUCGAAUGGUAUAACGUAUUCAUCUGUGCCCUUCUCAAGUAAUCCGGUUUUGAAAUAACCGCAAAUUACAGCAGUAAUUUGUCUCCAACUUUGGACUGAUAUUCUAAUGUAGCUUACAUUACGUAGUUAUGUUGGUACACGAUAUAUUUUUACAAAUUAUUGCUAAGACAUACAGUAGGCUAUUCCACUAUCAUGAUGUUUGUUGCCAGAUUCCAGACAAUCCACACAAGUAUGAAAAUAUAUUUCGGUUGCCAUGCUUCGUGUAGUGGCAUACGUUCAAGAACAUGGAAAAUCUGUCAACGCAAAAUGUUUUUCCUUGAUAGAAUAACCUAGACUGUCCUGGAAAAAAAAAACUUAGACAAUAUCAUUAUAGCAUGUAGAUGGAUGGUCCUUAUAAUGACCAUGAGCUUAAACGUAAA
Molecule: messenger RNA, 4051 nt
Organism: Neoarius graeffei (lesser salmon catfish)
Lineage: Eukaryota; Metazoa; Chordata; Actinopteri; Siluriformes; Ariidae
Product: actin nucleation-promoting factor WASL-like
Exons: 11
Coding region: 414-1919 (501 amino acids)
Biological process (GO): actin filament organization; regulation of Rho protein signal transduction
Molecular function (GO): small GTPase binding; actin binding
Source: RefSeq, a predicted model, not a curated record